Messenger RNA from Lymnaea stagnalis (great pond snail), 443 nucleotides. The record is from the annotation of a GenBank genome assembly. NCBI's taxonomy places the organism in Eukaryota, Metazoa, Mollusca, Gastropoda, Lymnaeidae.
CUCACUGAUCAUAAAGUUGACCGAAGCAGUACCACAAGACCAAACAUGUAUUCAACAAUCUCUAUCAGCAUCGUUGAACAUUCCCAACCUGACAAUGGACUUUAUUCCAUGGCGGACUCUACAGAGGAAACAAACGACCUGCCAAGUGAAACGAUGGGAGAUGUUCUAUACGACGUACCGAAGACUCCUAAGCUCUCUAUUUUGAACGAUCAAUCUGUCACUAACUACACUUCAAAAACGAAUUCAUACAAUAACAUCGAUGGUGUGGGCCUAAUUUCAACUACCAAACAAAUAACUAAUUCCCCUGAACUGACCAAGGACACGAACCAAUAUGUUAAUACGGCGACUUUAGAUGAAAUCGUUCAUGGCAAUGUGACGAGGCCACACUCACCUACUACUGAAUUUGAUCCGGCAAAUAGCGAUGAUGUAUACUAUUCAAAGGC